CGCAUCAAAACCCGCACCUCGCCUCCUCGCAUCAUCCUCCUCCUCCCCACCACUGCCACCGCCGCCCCCCCAAGCAAGUCUCGCGGCCCCAGCCCGAACCCCGGAGGCCGAGGCUUCCUCCCUCCCAUGGCCCCGCCCCCCUCCAUGGCGGCCGCCUCCGAUCGCGCCGGCCCCGGACCCGACGCCGGCGCGGGCGCGGGCGAGCCCUCGCUCCGCCUCCGCCGCGCCCCCUCCGCCGACGCCGGCGACCUCGCCGGCGACUCCUCCGGCGGCCGGCGCGAGAACGGCGACCCGCCCCCGCCCCCGAAUCCGCAGCAGCACCAGCAGCCCGAGAUGCUGCACUACCGCGCGUCGGCGCCCGCGCACCGCCGCGUCAAGGAGAGCCCCCUCAGCUCCGACGCCAUCUUCCGGCAGAGCCAUGCGGGUCUCUUGAAUCUAUGCAUUGUUGUGUUGAUUGCAGUGAACAGCAGACUCAUUAUUGAGAAUUUAAUGAAGUAUGGCCUAUUGAUAAGAGCUGGAUUUUGGUUCAGUGCAAGGUCACUGGGAGACUGGCCCCUUCUUAUGUGCUGCCUCACGUUACCAAUUUUCCCACUUGUUGCGCUCAUGGCUGAGAAGCUGAUUAGAAGGAAGCUCAUUGGUGAACAUGUGGUUAUUCUUCUCCAUAUCAUUAUUACAACAUCUGUCAUCAUCUAUCCAGCUGUUGUGAUUCUUAAGUGCGAGUCAGCAGUACUAUCAGGAUUUGUGCUAAUGUUUCUUGCAAGCAUCAUGUGGAUGAAGCUUGUCUCUUAUGCACAUACAAAUUACGAUAUAAGGGUAUUGUCCAAAAGUACUGAAAAGGGUGCUGCAUAUGGCAAUUAUGUUGAUCCUGAGAAUAUAAAAGAUCCAACCAUUAAAAGUCUAUUGUACUUUAUGUUGGCCCCAACACUUUGUUACCAGCCAACUUAUCCUCGAACUACAUGUAUUAGGAAGGGCUGGGUGAUCAGACAACUUGUAAAGUGUCUUAUUUUUACAGGCCUGAUGGGCUUCAUAAUUGAGCAGUACAUAAAUCCAAUUGUGAAGAAUUCCAAGCAUCCACUGAAGGGGAAUUUCUUGAAUGCUAUAGAGAGAGUCUUGAAACUCUCAGUGCCAACACUAUAUGUAUGGCUUUGCAUGUUCUAUUGCUUUUUCCAUUUAUGGCUGAACAUUCUAGCUGAACUCCUUCGAUUUGGUGACCGUGAAUUCUACAAGGACUGGUGGAAUGCCAAAACUGUUGAAGAGUACUGGAGAAUGUGGAACAUGCCUGUACAUAAGUGGAUCAUUCGACAUAUAUAUUUUCCAUGCAUAAGGAAGGGCUUGCCCAGGGGUGUAGCUAUUCUAAUCUCGUUUCUGGUUUCAGCUGUAUUUCAUGAGAUAUGUGUUGCUGUGCCAUGCCACAUUUUCAAAUUCUGGGCAUUUUUUGGGAUCAUGUUUCAGAUACCGUUGGUGUUCUUGACAAGAUAUCUUCAAGAUAAGUUCCAGAACAUAAUGGUGGGCAACAUGAUAUUCUGGUUCUUCUUCAGCAUAGUCGGGCAGCCGAUGUGUGUCCUUUUAUAUUAUCAUGAUGUCAUGAAUAGGCAAGCCCAGGCAAGUAGAUAGUUCUGCUGAAAUAUGAACCAUAAUACAGAUCAUCAGAUGGAAACAGGAUCGAAUAUGCUGGAAGCUGUAGCAGCCCCCGUGGCAUGUUUGUCACCAGCUAGUCAGCUUGCAAAUGCUCCCAUUCCGUGCAGCCGUGCCAGGGAUGCAGCGUGUACAUUUCCAGUGAUGCAACAUCAAGAUCUGACAGCGCUACCAACAUGUCAAGACUCUACACUUUUUCAGUAUAUGUCAGCAGUUCUGUGUGCAUAAUGUCGUGUAACAUGUAAGUAUGUACCAUGAAAUCCGUGAUGUGUCACGCCUUGAGGAUAAAAAAUGAGCCCAAAAGAAGAAGAAAAAGGCUCACUUAAGAUGUAGAGAGACAGGGUAAACAAGUUCGUGGAGCAGAUAUAUCAAAACCUGAAAUGAACUUCGUCUGAGCUGUGACACCUGGUUAGAGGAAGCCUAUUGUACGCUGAUACAAGUUUGUGUACUAAAUUGCUGGAAAAGAAUAAUGAAUGCGCGUGUAACGCGCUGAGAAGUUGGUAUUGCCUUUGUUAAUGAAGAUAUAAGGCAUGGUCUUUCUGUUCA
Messenger RNA from Panicum virgatum (switchgrass), 2181 nucleotides. Its product is annotated as diacylglycerol O-acyltransferase 1-2-like. The coding region runs from base 127 to 1614 and encodes 495 amino acids. Lineage: Eukaryota; Viridiplantae; Streptophyta; Magnoliopsida; Poales; Poaceae. Gene Ontology annotation, biological process: triglyceride biosynthetic process. The record is from RefSeq and is a predicted model, not a curated record. The transcript has 16 exons. Gene Ontology annotation, cellular component: endoplasmic reticulum membrane; chloroplast envelope. Gene Ontology annotation, molecular function: diacylglycerol O-acyltransferase activity.